AUGAAAAUAAUUGCUAUCCAUCUAUCUAUUCAUCUAUUUAUCUAUCUAUCUUCUUUUCAUAUUUAUUUAUCUAUUUAUCGUUUUUCAUAUCUACUGUUUUUUCCAUGUCUAUCUAUCUAUCUAUCUAUCUAUCUAUCUAUCUAUCUAUCUAUCUUCUUUUCAUAUCGUUUUAUCUAUCGUUUUUUCAUAUCUAUCGUUUUAUUUCAUAUGUAUCUAUCUUUUCAUAUCUUUUUAUACAUAGUUUUUUUCAUAUCUAUCUAUCGUUUUUUUUCUAUCUAUCUAUCUAUCUAUCUUCUUUUCAUAUCGUUUUAUCUAUCGUUUUUUCAUAUCUAUCGUUUUAUUUCAUAUGUAUCUAUCUUUUCAUAUCUUUUUAUACAUAGUUUUUUUCAUAUCUAUCUAUCGUUUUUUUCCUAUCUAUCUAUCUAUCUAUCUAUCUAUCUAUCUAUCUAUCUAUCUAUCUAUCUAUCUAUCUUCUUUUCAUAUCGUUUUAUCUAUCGUUUUUUUCAUAUCUAUCGUUUUAUUUCAUAUGUAUCUAUCUUUUCAUAUCUUUUUAUACAUAGUUUUUUUAUAUCUAUCUAUCGUUUUUUCCUAUCUAUCUAUCUAUCUAUCUAUCUAUCUAUCUAUCUAUCUUCUUUUCAUAUCGUUUUAUCUAUCGUUUUUUCAUAUCGAUCGUUUUAUUUCAUAUGUAUCUAUCUUUUCAUAUCUUUUUUAUACAUAGUUUUUUCAUAUCUGUCUAUCGUUUUUCCCAUUCUAUCUAUCUAUCUAUCUAUCUAUCUAUCUAUCUAUCUAUCUAUCUAUCUAUCUAUCUAUCUUCUUUUCAUAUCGUUUUAUCUAUCGUUUUUCAUAUCUAUCGUUUUAUUUCAUAUGUAUCUAUCUUUUCAUAUCUUUUUAUACAUAGUUUUUUCAUAUCUAUCUAUCGUUUUUCCCUAUCUAUCUAUCUAUCUAUCUAUCUAUCUAUCUAUCUAUCUAUCUAUCUAUCUAUCUAUCCAUCUAUCGAUCUAUCUAUCUAUCUAUCUUCUUUUCAUAUCGUUUUAUCUAUCGUUUUUUUUUCAUAUCUAUCGUUUUAUUUCAUAUGUAUCUAUCUUUUCAUAUCUUUUUAUACAUAGUUUUUUUCAUAUCUAUCUAUCGUUUUUUUCCCAUUCAUCUAUCUAUCUAUCUAUCUAUCUAUCUAUCAUCUAUCUAUCUAUCUAUCUAUCUAUCUAUCUAUCUUCUUCUUUCAUAUCGUUUUAUCUAUCGUUUUUCAUAUCUAUCGUUUUAUUUCAUAUGUAUCUAUCUUUCAUAUCUUUUUUAUACAUAGUUUUUUUCAUAUCUAUCUAUCGUUUUUCCUAUCUAUCUAUCUAUCUAUCUAUCUAUCUAUCUAUCUAUCUAUCUAUCUAUCUAUCUAUCUAUCUUCUUUUCAUAUCGUUUUAUCUAUCGUUUUUUUUUCAUAUCUAUCGUUUUAUUUCAUAUGUAUCUAUCUUUUCACAUCUUUUUAUACAUAGUUUUUUUUCAUAUCUAUCUAUCGUUUUUUCCUUUUAUCUAUCUAUCUAUCUAUCUAUCUAUCUAUCUAUCUAUCUAUCUAUCUUCUUUUUCAUAUCGUUUUAUCUAUCGUUUUUCAUAUCGAUCGUUUUAUUUCAUAUGUAUCUAUCUUUUCAUAUUUUUUUAUUCAUAGUUUUUUUCAUAUCUGUCUAUCGUUUUUUCCUAUCUAUCUAUCUAUCUAUCUAUCUAUCUAUCUAUCUAUCUAUCUAUCUAUCUAUCUAUCUAUCUAUCUAUCUAUCUAUCUUCUUUUCAUAUCGUUUUAUCUAUCGUUUUUUCAUAUCUAUCGUUUUAUUUCAUAUGUAUCUAUCUUUUCAUAUCUUUUUAUACAUAGUUUUUUUCAUAUCUAUCUAUCGUUUUUUCCUAUCUAUCUAUCUAUCUAUCUAUCUAUCUAUCUAUCUAUCUAUCUAUCUAUAUCUAUCUUCUUUCAUAUCGUUUUAUCUAUCGUUUUUUCACAUAUCUAUCGUUUUAUUUCAUAUGUAUCUAUCUUUUCAUAUCUUUUUAUACAUAGUUUUUUUUCAUAUCUAUCUAUCGUUUUUUUUCCUAUUCAUCUAUCUAUCUAUCUUCUUUUCAUAUCGUUUUAUCUAUCGUUUUUUUCAUAUCUAUCGUUUUAUUUCAUAUGUAUCUAUCUUUUCAUAUCUUUUUUACAUAGUUUUUUACAUAUCUAUUUUUUUUAUUCAUAUCUAUCUAUUAUUUUUAUCAUAUCUAUCUAUCUAUCUAUCUAUCUAUCUAUCUAUCUAUCAUAUCGUUUUAUCUAUCGUUAUCUAUCUAUCGUUUUAUUUCAUAUCUAUCUAUCUAUCUUUUUUACAUAUCGUUUUAUCUAUCGUUUUUUUUUCAUAUCUAUCGUUUUAUUUCAUAUGUAUCUAUCUAUCUAUUUCUAUCUUCUUUUCAUUUUUUUAUAUUUUUCAUAUCUAUCGUUUUUUCUAUCUAUCUAUCUAUCAUAUCUAUCUAUCUAUCUAUCUUCUUUUCAUAUCGUUUUAUCUAUCGUUUUUUCAUAUCUAUCGUUUUAUUUCAUAUGUAUCUAUCUUUUCAUAUCUUUUUUUAUACAAAGUUUUUUCAUAUCUAUCUAUCGUUUUUUCCUAUAUCAUUCAUCUAUCUAUCUAUCCUAUCUAUCUAUCUAUCUAUCUAUCUAUCUAUCUAUCUAUCUUCUAUUUCAUAUCUUUUUUCAUAUCUAUCUAUCGUUUUUUCCCAUCUAUCCAUCUAUCUAUCUAUUCAUCUAUCUAUCUAUCUAUCUAUCUAUCUAUCUAUCUAUCUAUCUUCUUUUCAUAUCGUUUUAUCUAUCGUUUUUUCAUAUCUAUCUUUUUUAUUUCAUAUGUAUCUAUCUUUUCAUAUCUUUUUAUACAUAGUUUUUUCAUAUCUAUCUAUUGUUUUUUUCUAUCUAUAUCUAUCUAUCUAUCUAUCUAUCUAUCUUUCAUAUCUAUCUAUCGUUUUAUCUAUCUAUCUAUCUAUCUUUUUUUCAUAUCGUUUUAUCUAUCGUUUUUUUUCAUAUCUAUCUUUUUUCAUAUCUAUCUAUCGUUUUUUUUUUUUUAUCUAUCUAUCUAUCUUUCAUAUCUAUCUAUCUAUCUAUCUAUCGUUUAUCUAUCUAUCUAUCUAUCUAUAUCUUCUUUUCAUAUCUUUUUUCAUAUAUCUAUCUAUCGUUUUUUCCUAUCUAUCUAUCUAUCUAUCUAUCUAUCUAUCCAUCUAUUCAUCUAUCUAUCUAUCUAUCUAUCAUCUUCUUUCAUAUCGUUUUAUCUAUCGUUUUUUCAUAUCUAUCGUUUUAUUUCAUAUGUAUCUAUCUUUUCAUAUCUUUUUAUACAUAGUUUUUUUCAUAUCUAUCUAUCGUUUUUUUCCUAUCUAUCUAUCUAUCUAUCUAUCUAUCUAUCUAUCUAUCUAUCUAUCUAUCUAUCUAUCUAUCUAUCUUCUUUUCAUAUCUUUUUUCAUAUCUAUCUAUCGUUUUUUCCCCUAUCUAUCUAUCUAUCUAUCUAUCUAUCUAUCUAUCUAUCUAUCUAUCUAUCUUCUUUUCAUAUCUUUUUUUCAUAUCUAUCUAUCGUUUUUUCCUAUCUAUCUAUCUAUCUAUCUAUCUAUCUAUCUAUCUAUCUAUCUAUCUAUCUAUCUAUCUUCUUUUCAUAUCGUUUUAUCUAUCGUUUUUUCAUAUCUAUCUUUUUUUCAUAUCUAUCUAUCGUUUUUUCCUAUCAUCUAUAUCUAUCUAUCUAUUCAUCUAUCUAUCUAUCUAUCUAUCUAUCUAUCUUCUUUUCAUAUCGUUUUAUCUAUCGUUUUUUCAUAUCUAUCUUUUUUAUCUAUAUCUAUCUAUCUAUCUUUUUUUCAUAUCGUUUUAUCUAUCGUUUUUUUCAUAUCUAUCGUUUUAUUUCAUAUGUAUCUAUCUUUCAUAUCUUUUUAUCUAUCUAUCUAUCGUAUUUAUCCUAUCUAUCUAUCUAUCUAUCUAUCUAUCUAUCUAUUUUUAUAUCUUUUUUUCAUAUCUAUCUAUCGUUUUUUUUAUCUAUUCAUCUAUCUAUCUAUCUAUCUAUCUAUCUAUCUAUCUAUCUAUCUAUCUAUCUAUCUUCUUUUUCAUAUCGUUUUAUCUAUCGUUUUUUCAUAUCUAUCUUUUUUUUUUAUCUAUCUAUCUAUCUAUCUAUCUAUCAUAUCUAUCUAUCUAUCUUUUUUUCCUAUCGUUUUAUUCAUAUCUAUCGUUUUAUUUCAUAUAUCUAUCUUUUCAUAUCUUUUUAUCUAGUUUUUUCAUAUCUAUCUAUCGUUUUAUCUAUCUAUCUAUCUAUCUAUCUUCUUUUCAUAUCGUUUUAUCUAUCGUUUUUCAUAUCUAUCUUUUUUCAUAUUCAUCUAUCGUUUUCCUAUCUAUCUAUCUAUCUAUCUAUCUAUCUAUCUAUCUAUCUAUCUAUCUAUCUAUCUAUCUAUCUUCUUUUUCAUAUCUUUUUUUCAUAUCUAUCUAUCGUUUUUUCCCAUCUAUCUAUAUCUAUCUAUCUAUCUAUCUAUCUAUCUAUCUAUCUAUCUAUUCUUUUCUAUCGUUUUAUCUAUCUAUCUAUCUUUUUUCAUAUCUAUCGAUCGUUUUUUUAUUUCUAUAUGUAUCUAUCUAUUAUCUAUCUAUCUUUAUAUACAUAUCUUUUUUUAUAUCGUUUUAUCUAUCGUUUUUUUAUCUAUCGUUUUAUUUCAUAUGUAUCUAUCUUUUCUAUUUUUUAUACAUAUCUAUCUAUCUAUCGUUAUCUAUAUCUAUCUAUCUAUCUAUCUAUCUAUCUAUCUAUCUAUCUAUCUUCUUUUCAUAUCGUUUUAUCUAUGUUUUUUUCAUAUCUAUCGUUUUAUUUCAUAUGUAUCUAUCUUUUUCAUAUCUUUUUAUACAUAGUUUUUUUUUCAUAUCUAUCUAUCGUUUUUUUCCUAUCUAUCUAUCUAUCUAUCAUCUAUCUAUCUAUCUAUCUAUCUAUCUAUCUAUCUAUCUUCUUUUCAUAUCGUUUUAUCUAUCGUUUUUCAUAUCUAUCUUUUUAUUUCAUAUGUAUCUAUCUUUUCAUAUCUUUUAUACAUAGUUUUUUUUUUCAUAUCUAUCUUUUUUUUUUCUAUCUAUCUAUCUAUCUAUCUAUCUAUCUAUCUAUCUAUCUAUCUAUCGUUAUCUAUCUAUCUAUCUUCUUUUCAUAUCGUUUUAUCUAUCGUUUUUUUCAUAUCUAUCUAUCGUUUUAUUUCAUAUGUAUCUAUCUUUUUUCAUAUCUUUUUAUACAUAGUUUUUUUAUAUCAUCUAUCUAUCUAUUGUUUUUUUUUUAUUUCUAUCUAUUCUAUUCUAUCUAUCUUUUAUCUAUCUUUUCAUAUCUAUCUAUCUAUCUAUCUAUCUAUCUUCUUUUCAUAUCGUUUUAUCUAUCUAUUUUUUUCAUAUCUAUCGUUUUAUUUCAUAUGUAUCUAUCUUUUCAUAUUUUUAUACAUAGUUUUUUUCAUAUAUCUAUUCAUUGUUUUUUCCCCCAUUUUUUAUCUAUCUAUCAUUUAUCAUCUAUCAUCUAUCUAUCUAUCUAUCUAUCUAUCUAUCUAUCUAUCUAUCUAUCUAUCUAUCUUCUUUUUCAUAUCGUUUUAUCUAUCGUUUUUUUCAUAUCUAUCUUUUUUAUUUCAUAUGUAUCUAUCUUUUUUUUUAUCAUAGUUUUUUUUCAUAUCUAUCUAUCGUUUUUUUUUUAUCUAUCUAUUUAUCUAUCAUCAUUUAUCUAUCUAUUCAUCUAUCUAUCUAUAUCUAUCUUUUUUCAUAUCGUUUUAUCUAUCGUUUCAUUUCAUAUCUAUCGUUUUAUCUAUAUCUAUCUUUUCUAUCUUUUUAUACAUAGUUUUUUUCAUAUCUAUCUAUUGUUUUUUUUUCUAUCUAUCUAUCUAUCUAUCUAUCUAUCUAUCUAUUCUUUUCAUAUCGUUUUAUCUAUCGUUUUUUUUCAUAUCUAUCGUUUUAUUUCAUAUGUAUCUAUCUUUUCAUUUUUUAUACAUAGUUUUUUCAUAUCUAUCUAUUGUUUUUUCCCUAUCUAUCUAUCUAUCUAUCUAUCUAUCUAUCUAUCUAUCUAUCUAUCUAUCUAUCUAUCUUCUUUUCAUAUCUUUUUUUCAUAUCUAUCUAUCGUUUUUUUCCUAUCUAUCUAUCUAUCUAUCUAUCUAUCUAUCUAUCUAUCUAUCUAUCUUCUUUUCAUAUCGUUUUAUCUAUCGUUUUUUCAUAUCUAUCGUUUUAUUUCAUAUGUAUCUAUCUUUUCAUAUCUUUUUAUACAUAGUUUUUUUCAUAUCUAUCUAUCGUUUUUUCCUAUCUAUCUAUCUAUCUAUCUAUCUAUCUAUCUAUCUAUCUAUCUAUCUAUCUAUCUAUCUAUCUUCUUUUCAUAUCGUUUUAUCUAUCGUUUUUUCAUAUCUAUCGUUUUAUUUCAUAUGUAUCUAUCUUUUCAUAUCUUUUUAUACAUAGUUUUUUCAUAUCUAUCUAUCGUUUUUUCCCAUCAUCUAUCUAUCUAUCUAUCUAUCUAUCUAUCUAUCUAUCUAUCUAUCUUCUUUUCAUAUCGUUUUAUCUAUCGUUUUUUCAUAUCUAUCGUUUUAUUUCAUAUGUAUCUAUCUUUUCAUAUCUUUUUAUACAUAGUUUUUUCGUUUUUUCAUCUAUCGUUUUUUUCCUAUCUAUCUAUCUAUCUAUAUCUAUCUAUCUAUCUAUCUAUCUUCUUUUCAUAUCUUUUUUUCAUAUCUAUCUAUCGUUUUUUUCCUAUCUAUUCAUCUAUCUAUCUAUCUAUCUAUCUAUCUAUCUAUCUAUCUUUCUAUCUAUCUAUCUAUUCAUCUAUCUAUCGUUUUUUUCAUAUCGUUUUAUCUCUCGUUUUUUCAUAUCUAUCGUUUUUUAUUUCAUAUGUAUCUAUAUAUCUUUCAUAUCUAUCUUUUAUACAUAGUUUUUUCAUAUUCUAUCUAUCGUUUUUUUCAUUGUAUAUCAUUCAUCUUUAUCUAUCUAUCUAUCUAUCUAUCUAUCCUAUCUAUCUAUCUAUCUAUCUAUCUAUCUAUCUUCUUUUCAUAUCGUUUUAUCUAUCGUUUUUUCAUAUCUAUCUUUUUAUUUCAUAUGUAUCUAUCUUUUCAUAUCUUUUUAUACAUAGUUUUUUUCAUAUCUAUCUAUUGUUUUUUCCCUCAUCUAUCUAUCUAUCUAUCAUAUCUAUCUAUCUAUCUAUCUUCUUUUCAUAUCGUUUUAUCUAUCGUUUUUCAUAUCUAUCGUUUUAUUUCAUAUGUAUCUAUCUUUUCAUAUCUUUUUAUACAUAUUUUUUUUUUCAUAUCUAUCUAUCGUUUUUUUCUUUUCAUAUCUAUUUAUCUAUCUAUUCAUCUAUCUAUCUAUUUAUCUAUCAUAUCUAUCUAUCUUUCAUAUCUAUCUAUCUUUUUUUCAUAUCGUUUUUUUUUUUAUCUAUCCAUUUUUUUCAUCUAUCUAUCGUUUUAUUUCAUAUGUAUCUAUCUUUUCAUAUCUUUUUAUACAUAGUUUUUUUCAUAUCUAUCUAUUGUUUUUUUCCCUAUCUAUCUAUCUAUCUAUCUAUCUAUCUAUCUAUCUAUCUAUCUAUCUAUCUAUCUUCUUUUCAUAUCUUUUUUUCAUAUCUAUCUAUUGUUUUUUUCCCUAUCUAUCUAUCUAUCUAUCUAUCUAUCUAUCUAUCUAUCUAUCUAUCUAUCUAUCUAUCUAUCUAUCUAUCUAUCUUCUUUUCAUAUCUUUUUUUCCUAUCUAUCUAUCGUUUUUCCCCUAUCUAUCUAUCUAUCUACCUACCUAUCUAUCUAUCUAUCUAUCUAUCUAUCUAUCUAUCUAUCUAUCUAUCUAUCUAG
Acanthosepion pharaonis is the source of this 7761-nucleotide messenger RNA. The record is from the annotation of a GenBank genome assembly. Lineage: Eukaryota; Metazoa; Mollusca; Cephalopoda; Sepiida; Sepiidae.